Messenger RNA from Paraphaeosphaeria sporulosa, 810 nucleotides. RefSeq lists its product as uncharacterized. The record is from RefSeq and is a predicted model, not a curated record. The coding region runs from base 1 to 810 and encodes 269 amino acids. The transcript has a single exon. NCBI's taxonomy places the organism in Eukaryota, Fungi, Ascomycota, Dothideomycetes, Pleosporales, Didymosphaeriaceae.
AUGCCCUGUCUCACUACUCCCAAGUCCAUUUUGAUCACCUCUGUGUCUGGGGGAAUUGGCAGCCAUCUGGUACCCCUGUUGUUCGACCAAAGUCCACAACCAAAGCUAGUCCUCCCGACAAGGAAUGCAGAAAAUCUGAAGUCGGCACUUCUAUCCAUCUCGAAAGCGGGGCAAUAUGUCUUCUUACCGCAAAUCUCAGUUAGAGACCCGGUUUGGGUGGAGUCACUUUCAAAGGACAAUGAAUUAAACACAAUCUUCCUCUACCUUACGGGUUCUGAUGAGAUGACCACUGCCCUGAUAUUACUAGAUGCCAUUAGAAGGAUCCCUGCCAUCAAGAAACUCGCGUAUCCCUCCAGUAUCGGUGAAUUCACGUCCGAAACCGAUUCACGAAUACCGUCCGCACGAGUGCGAUACCCCCGCCAGCUUGCAAAGGCUAUCAUAGAGCAAAGGCUCAAGUAUAGACCGCUUGAUCUCGAAUGGACAAUUCUGGGGUCGACAAUUUUCUUCGCCAACGACAACAUGCAGAUAUCGAACAUACCGUCGAAAGGCGGACUAUCGGGACUCUCUCGGCAUGGCGUUAGCAGAAUCGCACUGUCUGAAAUUGCACUUAGAGCACGCAAUGCCAUGUACGACACGAAUGGUGCCUGGCAUGGCAGGAAGUUUCAACUCGGGAAGAAGAACCUGUACAUAAGUGAAAAUUUCACCCAAAUAUGGUCGAAGGCACUGGUAAAGCCGAUCGAUAACACCAGAAAGAGCAACAGAAGUGGAGCAGCGGUUGAGGAAGAUGAUGCCUGGAGAUACUGGAUUUGA